UUGGUUGAAAGCUAAUGAAUAUCCAUGGAAGUGAAUUAAUAUUGAAAAAUCUGCUAACAUCCAUACGUCACAGGUAUUACCGAAUGCUAAUUGGUGUCUGAAAACAAUUAAAACGAGCAUCGAUAAAAUAACCGUUCAAAAUCGCUUGUUAUAAUCAAUGCCGGCGUUUUAACUUCAACCAUAACCGUUACCCAUUGUUGGUAAUUAUAAAAGGCAAAUCUCGUGCGUUCGUCCGUUCGUUCGUAAAUUUAAUUACUCAUUCGCAAGAGUGUUGAGCGCAAAACAAAUCGAGCGCUCUUUCACUUUGUUGCAGUGUGAAGUACGCGAGUAGGCAGUGUUAUAACAUCACCUCACUGCUAAAACAAAAACAUCAACAACGGCUCCCUCCAACGCUUAUGACAUAAUGCGCGAGGACGACAUAGAAAUCGCCAUCAAGGUGGUGAUUGUGGGCAAUGGCGGUGUGGGGAAAUCAUCGAUGAUUCAACGCUACUGCAAAGGCAUUUUCACUAAGGAUUAUAAAAAGACGAUUGGCGUGGACUUUCUGGAACGACAAAUCGAAAUCGACGGCGAGGACGUGCGCAUAAUGCUGUGGGAUACUGCCGGCCAAGAGGAGUUCGACGCCAUAACCAAAGCUUACUAUCGCGGUGCACAGGCGUGCGUGCUAACCUUUAGCACGACAGAUCGCGCCUCCUUCGAGGCAAUCAGGGAUUGGAAGCGCAAAGUGGAAAACGAAUGCAAUGAGAUACCAACGGUGAUUGUGCAAAACAAAAUUGAUCUUAUUGAACAGUCGGUUGUGAGCGCAGAUGAGGUGGAAACUUUGGCGCGUCAAUUAAAUUGCCGUCUCAUACGUACUUCCGUGAAGGAAGAUGUGAAUGUGGCCUCCGUCUUCCGGUAUUUGGCGACAAAAUGUCAUCAGUUGAUGCUCAGCGAAAGCACUGAACCGACAAAUGCCCAUACAGGUGGAAGUGGUGGUGGCAUGGGGGCCGGCUUAAAUGGCGCUUCAAGCGGUCAUCAGCCCACAAUUAGUGCCUUCAGUCCGACAUUUACGAAAAACAAUAGCGGCACAAUUGUGUUGCGCGCUGCCAAAAAAAGUUCAGCGGCGCGAAAACGUAAAAUUGUGCUGAAAAAAUGUGGCAUUUUGUGAUUUGCGUGACAACGACUGGCGCGGACGACGGACUACAGGUGAUGGACGAGUGGUGGAGGAUUACAUGUUGCUGAGCUGCGGGCACGAAUUCGAUGUAUAAUGGAAUUGUUGAUGCAGUAUCCCACGGCUCGGCGGUAAUUGAACUCAACCAACAUAUGCUAAACCUUUUUGAACUGCUAGACUGAUAUAAAUACAUACAUACAUACAUAUACGGUAAAUAGACGUACACACAUACAUAUGUAAAUAUUUACAUACAGUACACACACCUGGAAAAUAAUGAACUAAUUUUAAUGGAAAUUUGCAUGAUGAUCUUUGAAUUAA
Molecule: messenger RNA, 1465 nt
Organism: Anastrepha obliqua
Lineage: Eukaryota; Metazoa; Arthropoda; Insecta; Diptera; Tephritidae
Gene: Rab23
Product: ras-related protein Rab-23
Exons: 2
Coding region: 404-1144 (246 amino acids)
Molecular function (GO): GTPase activity; GTP binding
Source: RefSeq, a predicted model, not a curated record